This is a messenger RNA of Carassius auratus (goldfish), 4469 nucleotides long. Its product is annotated as integrin alpha-10-like. Lineage: Eukaryota; Metazoa; Chordata; Actinopteri; Cypriniformes; Cyprinidae. The record is from RefSeq and is a predicted model, not a curated record. The coding region runs from base 553 to 4080 and encodes 1175 amino acids. Gene Ontology annotation, cellular component: integrin complex; external side of plasma membrane. Gene Ontology annotation, molecular function: integrin binding. The transcript is spliced from 31 exons. Gene Ontology annotation, biological process: integrin-mediated signaling pathway; cell-matrix adhesion; cell adhesion mediated by integrin.
CUGACUGAGGGAGAAGAAGGUCUUGCUGCAGAAUCAAGGCGCUCCUUCAUUUGCUUGCAUUUAUUUUGGAGACUUGGAGACACGUACCUGUCGAAAGAAAGCAGCCGGUAACGCACGCAAUUAAAUAACUUUCACCUCGUCUGGACAGUUGCGCAAAAUAAAAUACAUUUAAGACAAUAUCCACAUUUCAUAUGCAAGGGAUAUGUUUUUCUUCUCGAACAGCAUAAAAAAAAAAUUCCUGGGAAAUAUUUUUGACAGUUAUUUUUGCGCAUGUAUUCAUUUUGGAAACCGCUUGGCUAAACUUCUGCGCGCGCUCUUUUAACUACAGCAGGUGCUGAAGCCGCGCCAAACUGGAUUUCGAAUUAACGCUGUUUAUGUGGGGAAAAAAACGAGAAUGUGAGAGCGUCGCGCGCGCUGCAGUACCGCACUAUGAGCGCGUGAGUUAUUACACUGGAGAGGAAGCACAUCUCCACCUGAGAGAACAUUCACAACCACUGCUGAGAAAAACAAACUGAAGGAGGAAAAAAAGAAACGCAAUCACUUGACUGACAAAUGGAGAUUCACAAGUACCUGCUGUUGUUGAAGAUCACUGUUCUUCUCAAAGGUCUGUGUGAGUGUUUUAAUAUUGAUGUGAAGAGGCCACGGAUCUUUAGUGGGCCAGAAGAUGCUCUGUUCGGCUUCUCUGUGUUACAGCAUGAGAACAAUGGAGAAAAAUCAAUUCUGGUUGGUGCUCCAUGGGAUGGACCACAAAAUAACAAGAAGGGGGAUAUUUACAAGUGCAUUGUGGGAGAUGAGAUAAAUUCCAUUUGCUCAAAAGUUAACCUAGGUGAAAAUGCAUUUCAGAAUGUGUCUCGAAAUCUUAAAAACUCUCAUUUGGGGAUGACGCUGGCCCCAGCUGCUUCAGAUGGCUUCCUGGCCUGCGCUCCACUUUGGUCCCAGGAAUGUGGAACAUCUCUGUUCAGCACGGGAAUCUGUGCAUCUAUCACCAAUGACAUGGAGCCCAAGGACAUCAUUGCACCCACUGCACAAAGAUGCACCACAUACAUGGACAUAGUGAUUGUUUUAGAUGGUUCUAAUAGUAUCUAUCCCUGGUACGAGGUGCAGAACUUCCUUAGCAACAUUCUCAGCAAGUUCCACAUAAGUCCUGAGCAAAUGCAGGUAGGUGUCCUGCAGUACGGGGAGAUCUCGGUCCAUGAGUGGUCUCUCGGGGACUAUCAGACAACACAGGAUGUGGUUGAAGCUGCCAAGAACAUCAGUCGUCAGGAGGGACGGGAGACCCGCACUGCGUACGCCAUUCAGAUGGCCUGCACGGAGGCCUUUAGUCCAGACAGAGGAGCGAGGGAAGGGGCCACUAAAGUGAUGAUAGUCGUGACAGAUGGAGAGUCCCAUGAUGGCGAAGACCUUCCUGAGUCCCUGGCUGAAUGUGAGAAACGUAACAUCACCAGAUACGCCAUCGCUGUAUUAGGUCACUACAGCCGCAGACGGCAAGAUCCAGAGACAUUUAUCAGUGAAAUUAAGUACAUUGCCAGUGACCCAGAUGAGAAAUACUUCUUCAAUGUGACAGAUGAGGCUGCUCUAAAUGACAUUGUGGAUGCAUUGGGGGAUCGCAUUUUUAGUCUAGAGGGGACCCUGGGAUACAAUGAAAGUGCCUUUCUCAUGGAGAUGUCUCAGAUUGGUUUUUCGACACACAUUUUGGAUGAUGGCAUCUUGUUUGGCAUGGUGGGUGCAUAUGACUGGGAGGGAGGCGUCCUGAAGGAGAGCAAAGAAGGGCAGCUUAAGCCCUCAAGAGAGGCCUUUGAGAAAGAGUUCCCAUUGGAGCUGAAGAAUCAUGCAGCAUACCUAGGUUACACAGUUUCCUCAGUGGUUCUAGGUGACUGGAGGAGGCUGUAUGUUGCUGGUGCUCCUAGAUUCAAGCACAAAGGAAAGGUCAUCCUGUUUGACCUCACCCCUGAUGGUGAUGUCAUAAUCACACAGGCCAUAAAUGGAGAACAGAUUGGCUCAUAUUUUGGCAGUGAGGUGUGUGUGAUGGAUGUGGAUCAGGACGGAAUAACAGAUAUCCUGCUGAUAGCUGCUCCCAUGUUCCUGGGAGCAGGAAACAAAGAAACAGGCAAAGUCUAUGUCUACUGUUCGGAUGGGGAUGGUUUUGUCCCUAAUGGUACGCUACAUUCUCAGAAGAAAGCACAGGAUGCACGCUUUGGUUAUGCCAUGGCUGUAGCCCCUGACUUAAACCAUGAUGGAUUCGCUGACCUGCUUGUGGGAGCUCCACUAGAGGAUGACCACCAGGGAGCUCUUUACGUCUACCAUGGCGACGAAUACUACAUCAUAACUCAGUAUAAACAACGUAUCCUAGGAUCCUCUCUCUCUGCUGGGCUGCAGUAUUUUGGCCGUAGCCUGAGCGCUCUGCUGGAUCUGGAUGGGGAUGAGUUACUGGAUCUUGCUGUGGGAGCACAGGGCAAUGUCGUUCUGCUGAAGUCACGCAGUAUAGUGCAGAUCAACGUCAGCCUGUCUUUCCAGCCACACUCUAUAAACGUGAUACAGAAGAACUGCCACAGGGCUGGCCGAGACUCGGCAUGCCUUAACGCCACGGUUUGCUUUCUGGCCCUGUCUCACUCUCCUGGCUCUCACCGCACAUAUUUUGAUAUGCAGAUUGAGGCCAUGUUGGAUGACAGAAAAAUCUUGGCUCGUGCUCUGUUUGACUACAACUCCCAGCGGCAGACCCUAAUGGGCAUCAUUGUUCGUGUGGGGCAGACCAUGUGCUACACGCUACCAUUUCAUGUCUUUGAUACAGCUGAUUACAUCCAACCAAUCAGCUUCACUUUGCACUUCAAAAUCAAUGACACAGAGAGUGGACCAGUACUAGAUGAGGGCUGGCCAACAACAUUCAUGAAGUCUAUCCCAUUCUUCAAAGACUGUGGGGAGGACGAUGUGUGUGUAACUGAUCUGGUUUUGCAGGCCCAUAUGAACAUUUCUGGAACAAGGCAGCAACCGUAUGUUAUACGUGGCCCUCGGCAACGGCUUCCAGUAGAAGUGCAGCUACAAAACAGACUAGAAAAUGCCUACAACACUAGCCUCACUCUUCAUUACUCCAAAAAUCUGCACUUCAGCAGUUUGAGUAUAAGGGAAGACGCUCAGUUUAAGAUUGAGUGCACGGCUCUUAGCUCCAACAGUCAUUCCUGUAAUGUCAGUUACCCAGUGUUCCGCUUUCAGUCGAAGGUGAACUUCAUGUUGGAAUUUGAGUUCAGUUGUACGUCUCUCAUCAGUAAGGUCCAGAUGAAGCUUAAUGCUUCCAGUGACAGUGUGGAGAGAGAAGGCACACUUUCAGACAACAUUGUUCAGUUACAGAGUAUUGUACAGUAUGAGCCGGAUCUCUUCGUCACAAGUUCAUUUCACUACAGUGACUCCAACUUAAACCGCUAUGAGGUUCACCCGACUAGGACGCUGUCAGAGGGGACAGGACCCGAGUUCCACACACAUUUCAGGGUGCAGAAUCUGGGCUGCUUCUCUGUCAGUAAUCUGGAGCUGGUCGUCAAUUUUCCUGCCGUGGCUUCAGGAGACAGAGUUUUUGCAACUGUGGUGGAUGCUUUCUCUCUUAAUUCUUCAGGUGUGAACUGCAGUAUAAUCAGUGAUCUUUCUAAAUUAAAGUCCAGUCAGAGAGAUGUACGUCCAUUUCACCCAGAGGACAUGAAGAAAACUGAAUUAUUGAAUUGCAGUUCCUCUUGGUGUGUGGAGGUCGUGUGUCACAUCCAGCAGCUACUGAAGGGACAGACCUUGAUUCGCAUCACCAGAAGGAUACACGACAACUUCUUCAGACAGGCCAAGUUUAAAGCAGUGACAAUUGUGGGCUCUUACCAGCUGUCAGCUCGAGAGUCCAGUCUGAUUAAGAUGGGACACGCUGCCCUCUUGAGGGAGACGGUUUUGGAAGUGCUGAAGGGGCGUUCAAUCCCAAUCUCUCUCUGGAUUCUGAUUGGCAGCAUCAUUGGAGGAUUGCUGCUUCUUGCACUCUUAGUAUUUAUCCUUUGGAAGUUGGGGUUUUUCACAAGGAAACCGAGGACGGAUGAGGAUGAGAAUGAAGACAACUGACACUGCAGAGCAGAAUUUCCUUUACAUCCAGGAGAUAAUGCCUUUUGUAGCCAUUACUUCCCCUUUAGAGACAUGACACUUCUGCUCCAGGACCACAAACAAUCCAUCAUCAAGUCCAGGUGGAAUCUACAGACUUAUUCUUUUAUUUUCUUUGCUGAUUUUGGGGUAAAAUCUGCAGAAUGGAUUUAAACCUGAUGAAAUAUUUCGAAUGGAGCCGAGAGUGUAAAAAAGUGCCAAAGUAUUUAAUAAAUGGAUAUGCAAAGGUGUGCAUGUUGUGUAAAGCUUUGAGAUUGAUGGGUGUAUCAGUUCUUGCAGGUCAGUUGGGUCACCUAGCGUUUUGAUUUGGAAUCUGUUGAGGCACAAAAAAGCACAUGAAUCCCAGUGUACUG